AAAAAAAAAGUGGCUGAAACAGCAAACAUAUUCACACACGCACUGGCAGUCUUGUCGCCGUGAGAAACUGUUGCUCCACAGUAACUUCGUUUUUGACAACAUGGACAUGUCAAACACAAGGAUUGUCAUCUUGGGAAAAACUGGAGCUGGGAAAAGCAGCCUGGCAAACACCAUAUUUGGAGAAAAACACUUUGCAAUCAACAACACUGCUAACUCGGGAACAACUGAAUGUCAAGCAAAAACCAAAUCUGUCAGUGGAAGGAGCAUCACUCUGAUUGACACCCCUGGUUUCUUUGACACGGACAAAUCUGAGGAGGAGCUGAAGCCUGAAAUAUUGAGGUGUAUCACAAGGUGCGCUCCUGGACCUCAUGCUUUUCUCAUUGUGCUAAAAGUGGACAAAUUCACUGAGCAGGAGAAGGAACUCAUCAGCAAAAUAAAUGAAUACUUUUCUGAAGAGGUCUUCAAAUAUGCAACACUGGUCUUCACUAAUGGUGAACAAUUGCCUGAAGGAGAGAAAAUUCAGGAUUUUGUCCACAAGAAUAAGUCUCUGAGUGAUCUGGUGAAGAAGUGCGGAGGCCGCUGCCACGUCGUUGAUAAUAAAUACUGGAAAGAGAGGUCAGAGUCUGAAUACAGGAGCAACCGGUUCCAGGUGAAAGAGUUACUCAAGACUAUACACAACACAAUCCUGGCAAACAAAGGAGGCUGCUACACCAAUGAGAUGCUCCAAGCAGUGGAGGAGGCAAUACAACAAGAGGAGCAGCAUAUUAGACAGUCAGGAGGAAACAUGUUAGCGACAGAGAUCAGAGAGCAGGCAAGGAACACAGUGUCUAAGAGGCUUUUGAACAAACUGGCAGGAAUUGUAACAGGAGCAUUGUUAGGAGGUUUUUUUGGUUGGAAACGAGGACGAGAUUUAGCCCAACUGGGAAGAUCAGUAGUAGCAGCAGGAGGAGGAACAGGAGAAGCAAUUGGGAAGGUAUUAGCCAUACUCACAGUGAUAUCUACCACUCUAGUGGGAGCAGGUAUGGGGGCGGUUAGAGGCAAAGAGGCAGCUGAAGGAGCACACACACCCUGGGAAGCAGCAUCGAGGGCAGCAGCAGCCGUUACGACCAAUGAAGUUUUGGGGAUAAACCAAUGACAGCCAAUGUUACCAGAGAGUCAGAACCGUUGAGUUGUGACUCUGGAAGAGUAGGGAGAGAAUGUAUAUUGAAAAAGUCAACCACUGAGUUGUUUAUGUUUAUUCAUAUCCAAAAACUUGUACUUCUUAGUUGAUUCUAACUACUAAGUGUCUGUUUGAUGCAUUAAGUACACUAACUGUAAUCUGUACAAAUAAAAAAUCAUUUUAGCAUCUUUUACACAUGGGGUCAUAUCUAAAAAGUGGCCUGGAAUCUGAUUGGCCACCCCAGGUGCCACUAAAUUAUGAUUGGCUAUCUAACCUAGUUAUUUUGAACUGUUUGAGAACUUAAUAUAAUUUUCAUUUAUAGGCGCAAUUCAGUCUGAGAGGUAGUAAUGUGCCAGAAUAUUGUCUCAUCUAAUUUUUUUGUCACUUUAGUUUUGUUGGCACUUUUUUAACUUGCUAUUGCAUCUAUUUUCGGGGGAACACUUUCUUUAAUAAAGUUUGGAAGCUUUUUUUUUUUUACAUUUGUGUGAUGUCACUCUGUUGUGCGGUGAUUGGUAGAUCUAUUUAUCUUUUAAACUAAACUAUAUACAGGAAUGUAAGAAACUGCAAUGUUAAGAAAAAACAAAACAAAAACAAAAGUUGGUGAGGGUAGUGGGGAUAAAAAUGGUAAAUUAAAGCUAUGCCAGCGUGUGUGCCCGCAGCAUUCAUACUAAGUCAGUCCCCCACUUAGGCCGUCCAAAAAGAAGUCUGGACACACCACUGUAAACGCACAAGAUCUUUAAAAAUGUCAAACCAGUGUACACAUUCAUCAUUCUUUUUUGUGCUAAUGAUUUAUGAAUUAAUUUAACUUGAAAUCCAUCACUGCAAUAUUUUUUUGUGUCUGAAAUAUAACUGGGGUCUGAGUGGAUAUAUUGAUGUACAACAUUAUUUUGUAAGACUGGCCUUCUGAUGCUUCUGUAAAAAUAGUUGUGUUUCUUUGUGGAUUGAAAUGUAUCACCAAGAGAAAUAUGAACAAUCAAUAAAGUGAAAUUUAUGAAAAAA
Plectropomus leopardus (leopard coralgrouper) is the source of this 2158-nucleotide messenger RNA. RefSeq names its product GTPase IMAP family member 7-like. Gene Ontology annotation, molecular function: GTP binding. The record is from RefSeq and is a predicted model, not a curated record. NCBI's taxonomy places the organism in Eukaryota, Metazoa, Chordata, Actinopteri, Perciformes, Serranidae.